This is a messenger RNA of Bacillus rossius redtenbacheri, 4922 nucleotides long. RefSeq names its product leukocyte elastase inhibitor-like. The transcript has 8 exons. The record is from RefSeq and is a predicted model, not a curated record. Bases 33 to 1400 code for a protein of 455 amino acids. Gene Ontology annotation, molecular function: serine-type endopeptidase inhibitor activity. Lineage: Eukaryota; Metazoa; Arthropoda; Insecta; Phasmatodea; Bacillidae.
GAGCAGUCGUAGUCCCGGACAGAGCACGAGACAUGAGGAGCGCAGAGUUCCCGUACGCCGACAGCGAGGUGCGGUACGCGAGGCUGCGCAAGCCGUCGCCCUCCGGAGUCCGCGCGGAGCUGAAGAGCUGCGCGCGGGCCGCCGGCGACUGCGCCAGCGGCCGGCUGCUGCUUCUGCUGGCGCUCGUGGUUGUUGGUGUGUUGGUUCUGGUGAUAACACUCAGCAUGUCUGACCCGUCAGCACAAGAUGUAGUGGCUCCUAACCCAAAGGCUCUCGAACAAGUUGCAAAAGGCAGUUCUGAUUUUGCAAUCUCCUUGUACAAGGCGGUGCGGGCGCAGGAGAGCGGGAACAUCGUGGUGUCCCCGCUGAGUGUGCAGACGAUCCUGGCCCUGGUGUACCACGGCGCUGGCGGGCGCACCGCUGACCAGCUGGCGACCGCUCUCAAGCUCCCGGAGGACCGCGGCCUGGUGGCGCCCGGCUUCUACACCCUCCUGUCCUCCCUCAAGAGCGAUGAGAACAUCACGCUGGAGGUCGCCAACAAGGUGUUCGCCCAGGCGGGCUUCGGCAUAAAGCCAGAGUUCAGUGACGUCGCCAGGAGGCACUACCUCUCCGAGGCACAGGAGGUGAACUUCGGCGAUGCGGCCGCCUCGGCCCAGACCAUCAACCAGUGGGUGGAGGAGCGCACCCGCAACAAGAUCAAGAACCUCAUCUCCGCAGACAUGUUGGAUGCGCUGACGCGAUUGGUGCUCGUGAACGCCGUGUACUUCAAGGGGAACUGGCAUUCCAAGUUCGACCCAGAGGCCACCACCACGCAGCCGUUCUACGAGACUCCGACGCAGAAGACGGACGUGCAGAUGAUGCACAUCAAGAAGAAGUUUCGCUACGGGGACGUUGCCGAACUGGACGCCCAGGCGCUCGUGUUGCCGUACGAGGGAGACAAGGUCAGCAUGCUGAUCCUGCUGCCCCGCAAGAAGGACGGGUUGGCAGACCUGGAGGCCAAGCUGUCGGACGUCUCCAUCUCGGACAUCAUGAACAACAUGUACUCGACGGAGGUCAACGUGUCCUUGCCGCGGUUCAAGCUGGAGAAGUCCAUGGACCUGAACCCAAUUUUGAAAGCGCUGGGCAUAGUGGACAUGUUCGAGGACACGGCCAACUUCUCGGGCAUCUCGGCAAAGGAGGGCGAUUCCCUGAAGGUGAGCCAAGUGGUGCAGAAGGCGUUCAUCGAGGUGAAUGAAGAGGGGAGCGAGGCCGCCGCAGCGACCGGUGUCUUAAUGAUGACUCGCACUGUCUUAAUUCCUCAUCCCCCGGAGACAUUCACCGCUGACCACCCGUUUCUCGUGGUGCUGCUUGAGAAGAUGUCUAGAGCGAUUUUGUUUGUGGCGAGCCUAAGCAAGCCGUGAGCGGUGCCACAGCCGCAGUGGCUAGGGUGGCAUUACUUAGACAUGUUGCGUGUUUUGCUUACAAUAACCACAUUUCUACUUGCUGUAUACCAUAAGAACAAGGAAAAAAAAUAUUUACCUGAAACAUGGACAAAACAUCACAUUCGCUUACAGUUAUAUAAACAUCACGUGAUUCUGCUUUGUGAAUUAGGUAUCGCAGACAAUAAUAUUUUUAUGCAUUAAAAAAAUAGGAAAAUCGGAAUGAGAUGCUUUUGUAUCGCCUUAACAAAGUUUGGUUUUUUUUAUAAACUAGUGCAAAGUGCACAUAAUAAAAGUUUCUCUUGAUGUAGUAAAUAAUAUUGUAUUUUAUAGUAUUGUGUGUACUUGUUAGGGACAAGAUUGCACAUUGAAUUGCAAUAGAGCCAAAAUAACUUCGAAAAGCAUGUCAAUAAUACACCAUAUAAAACCAAGUGCAACAAAAAAUCAUGAAAUUAAACAGCAUAUUUGAUUAAAAGUCAACUCAUUAAAAAAAUGCAUUCUUUUAGUAUAUUAAAUUCAGUGAAUGUAAAUUAUUUAGCAUGAAGUUAGUACCAACAUGUAUGUACUAAAUAGAUUGGAAAUUUUUUUUUAUAUUGCAACUUGUUAGUAAUUAAUUUUUACAUUACAACAUUGGAACAUUUUACAAAUGCACAUAUACUUGCUGAUUUAUUUGUGUUGUUACCAGUAGUUAGACAUGCUUAUUAAAAAAUUAUUAUACUGUAAAAGUGCAUCAUGUGACAGUCAAAAGACACUGUUUUGGUGAAGUAAGUAUCGUUGAACAAGCAAGUGUCGUAUUUGUUGCAAAUAUUGCUAUUUUUAUGAAUAAACAAAGUUCAUAAAAAAUAAAAACAAUAACCUAAUGACCUAAAAAGAAAAUCAUGAAAUCUUGUCUAUAGCAAUUGUUAGGUAAAUUGAUAGCUAUUAAAAAUAAUAUGCUUGUAUUCAGGAGCAUGUACUUUAAUACAGAAUUAGAAGUUAUUGUGUAUUUUUCUAUGAUAUGAUUUUGUAACUCUUAUAAAUGAAGUUGCAUUUAGUUUGCUAUUUUGUGAUCAGGUGAGAAAUGUUGUGGCUGGCAGGAUAGUAAAAACUAUAAUUGAGGAAAACCUGGAAGUAUGUGAUGCAAGUGAAUAAGUCUUACGUAAAUUACAAAGUACUCAUUUAUUGUGGGAGAAUAAAAUUAGUGCAGGAAGAACUAAGAGCUACUAAUUGAUAAAUAGUUGUCAGGAUUAGUUGAGUGUUUUUGGCACAGCUCUGUUGGGAAAAAUUAUUAUGUUAUAUGAAAUAUGAUUAUUGAACAUGCUUUAAUCCGUAGACACUGUGAUUAUUUAUCCAGGGUGAUUCUCAGCUCCAGGUAAAAAAAUAUACAUGGGGGUGUAGAGUAGGGUUUUAAAAGCUAUGUCAUGUGUUAUAUAAGUUAACUUGGUCUAUAAAGUAAUAUCAUUUUUAUCUAAAAAAUUUUUGUUAUUCCAUGUCUAUAUGUUUUGUCUAUGACUUAAUGUGUAUAAUUUCAGGCCACUAUUUUUUCUCUAAUCUUUUGUUUUGAAGAAUGACAAAAAUUUUAAUUUUUACAAAAUAAAAAUUUUAAUUUUAACUAAUUAGGCAAUGGUGGGUGCCAUUUACUCUGUACUUCAAUUUAAGCGUGAGAAAUACUGUAGCAUAUGUCUUGUGGCAAAAUAUGCUUAAAAAAAUUCAAAUUUUAAUACUUCAGAAAUGGAACAUGUGGAUAAAUCAUCCUGGGUGAAUAAUAACCAAGCAUAGCGGGUGAUUCAGUAUGUUGAGGGGAGUUACGCACCCUUAAAUUAAUAUUUUGAGUGAUUUAUUACAAAAUACCUAGAUGAAAACUUCUUCACAGAAAAAAUGCAUUGAUUUUAGGAAUAGCAUUGUUUUGGAUUAAAAACUGCAAUUUAUUAAAAUUUAUGGGUCAUAUAAUUUAAAUUCAAUAAGAACAUUCUAGGAAUGCAUUGUGGUACAAAAUAAUGUAAUCUUGCAUGAGGAAUCAGCACUCUACAUUGUAACCUGGAGUUCAGAGUUACUCUUUAUAUGAGCAAAGUAGUUAGUUUUGAUCUAGUCUAUUUUCGACAAUCAAGCAGCAUUUUUUGGUCAUAAUUAUGCAUGUGCUGAUGUCGAUGAAAGAAAUUUUUGAUAAUGUUGUUUACAUACUGUUGUUAAACAAAAACUUUGUUAGUUUUAUUAUAUUCUUAAUUUUUGGGUAAUGGUUUCAUAGGUUUAACAUUUUAUUACAUUCAAAAGUACUUGCUAUGGGCCACACUAGUACAUUUGUGCUGUGAUGCUCUUUAUUCUUUAUGCUUGUUUCAGCAAAAAAAAACUAUUGCCAACAUAUUUACUUUAUAAGCAUUUGGUAGACAUUAAACCUGUUCUUAAAUUUCAAAGUAUAUAACUAUUAAUCUAUCUUUUCAUACAAUUUUAUGGAUGAUAUGUUCUUUAUGUACAAAAAAAAAUUUCUAGCUAAAUGAAUUUUAGUUUUUACAGUGAAGCUAAUACUGUCCUGGGAUGGUCAGAAUGACUGAUUGUAGUAGAAUUCUAAACAUAUGAAUACUUACUGGUAGAGAAUAACUAUAUGUGCUAUUUGUACAGUCUAGUGAAUACCAUUUUAUGCCAUGGAGUUAUAUAUAAUGUUUAUCUGUCUAAACAAUUUUUUUGUAGUUCUGUAAGUUGUAUAUAAACACUAUAUUUGUAUAUUUAAAUUUGCAUUUAUUUAAAUAUUAUCAAAGUGUGUGCUUUUCAUACAAGUUUUAAUAACGGUUAUAAAAAUUAGCAAAGACAACUAGCAUUUUAAGAUGGAAAAGAAGCUUUUUUUUUGUAAGUAAAUUCUUGGAUGAAUCGUAAUAUAUUUUCUGUUGGUAUUAUAAUUUUUAAUAUUUAAUUUAUUAAUUUACCGGCAUAUUGUUUUACUUUAUGUUAAUGUUUGAUAUACAUAACUUUGUAAAAAAGCAGAAUGUGAUAGAUUAUCAUUACAUGGGCCAUGUAGAAUGAAGCCAUUGAGUAUAUAGGUAUGUAGAAAGUCUCUCUUAGCACAAAAAUAGUUAUUUUUUGAUAGUGAAAGUUACACAAUAUGGAGAACUUAUUUUUAAUUAAUGUAUUUUGCUAUAUUUAUUUUAUUGAUGUUUGUUGCAUAACAUAAAAUUUACUUUACCUGUUUUUAUAUUAAUGUUUGAAAAUUUAAGUAGUAUUAAUUGAUCUUACACAAUGUUUCUUAAAAGAUCAAUUAAGUAAAAUUCUAUUAUUUUUUUUUAAGUUUACAUCAAGUAAUUUUUACACAAAAUUAAUUAUAUAAAACUGCUGCCCAUGAACAUGAAAUCAAAGGAAGAAACAAGUAAUAACUAUGAAAAUCAAAAAGUAAUGUAUAAAAAAUAAAUAUACUGUAUGUGAAAUAUUUAGUCAUAAUAAUAAAAUUGUAUGCACAACAGUUUAUUUGUAUGUAUUUCUAGGAGGUGGUGAUGAUAUAAUUCAUGUAUAUUUUACAAAUAAAAAUGGUUUCUAGUU